Molecule: messenger RNA, 3820 nt
Organism: Paramecium sonneborni
Lineage: Eukaryota; Ciliophora; Oligohymenophorea; Peniculida; Parameciidae
Source: the annotation of a GenBank genome assembly
AUGAAAUUUAUGCUUUAAGCUGUAAAUUUUUAACAAGAAUAACCUAUUCAUUUUCAGACUAUGGAUUAAUCGGCUAAAGCAUAAGAAAUGUUUAAUUAUUUGGCUUAAAAUUAUUUUGAGAAUACAAAAUUCUAAAUUGGAUAUAAAUUUCCUGAUUUAAAGUAGGGAUUUAUUAAUCCUAACGAUGAUUUAAGACCAUUUCAUGAUGCAAAUGCAUAAUUCUAUAUAUUUUUAAAUUAAUAAGGUUAACUCAGUCCUUAAGAUGAACAUGUGUCUUAAGGUGUGCUUAUAAGAACUUAUUAAGGUGAAGGUGAUUAACAAACACCAAUUAGUGAGUAAUAUGUAGAUCCAUAUUUAUACUUAGGAUAGGUAAUUAUCAAAAUAUAUAAAAGUAUUUAAUAUAAUUGAUACAAUAAUAUAAUCUAACAGCGAAUUCAUUUUUAUUAUAUGAUCAUGAAUCAACACUAUUGACUGAUAAUGAAAAUUUUUAAAUAGGAAACUUUAUGAAUUAUCCUUAUUUAAAUAUGGUUGUUUUUAAUAAUUAAAUUGUUCCUUAGUAAGGUGUGCUUAUAAGAACUUAUUAAGGUGAAGGUGAUUAACAAACACCAAUUAGUGAGUAAUAUGUAGAUCCAUAUUUAUACUUAGGAUAGGUAAUUAUCAAAAUAUAUAAAAGUAUUUAAUAUAAUUGAUAAAAUAAUAUAAUCUAACAGCGAAUUCAUUUGUAUUAUAUGAUCACGAAUCAAAACUAUUGACUGAUAAUGAAAAUUUUUAAAUAGGAAACUUUAUGAAUUAUCCUUAUUUAAAUAUGGUUGUUUUUAAUAAUUAAAUUGUUCCUUAGUAAGGUGUGCUUAUAAGAACUUAUUAAGGUGAAGGUGAUUAACAAACACCAAUUAGUGAGUAAUAUGUAGAUCCAUAUUUAUACUUAGGAUAGGUAAUUAUCAAAAUAUAUAAAAGUAUUUAAUAUAAUUGAUACAAUAAUAUAAUCUAACAGCGAAUUCAUUUUUAUUAUAUGAUCAUGAAUCAACACUAUUGACUGAUAAUGAAAAUUUUUAAAUAGGAAACUUUAUGAAUUAUCCUUAUUUAAAUAUGGUUGUUUUUAAUAAUUAAAUUGUUCCUUAGUAAGGUGUGCUUAUAAGAACUUAUUAAGGUGAAGGUGAUUAACAAACACCAAUUAGUGAGUAAUAUGUAGAUCCAUAUUUAUAGUUAGGAUAGGUAAUUAUCAAAAUAUAUAAAAGUAUUUAAUAUAAUUGAUAAAAUAAUAUAAUCUAACAGCGAAUUCAUUUGUAUUAUAUGAUCACGAAUCAAAACUAUUGACUGAUAAUGAAAAUUUAUAAAUAGGAAACUUUAUGAAUUAUCCUUGUUUAAAUAUGGUUGUUUUUUAUAAUGAGUAAUUGUAACCAAUUUAAUAUAAUAAUCCAAUAUACAAUUAGAAUGAUUAAUAAUAAUUACAAUAAAUACAAUAAUAAUAAUAACAAUAUACAAAAUCUAAAGAACUAAAAUAAACCCAAUAAUAAUACUCACAAUAAACACAUUAAUAAUCAAAAUAAGCAGAAUAAUAUUAAUAACAAUAAACACUAUAAUAAUAACUACAAUAUCCCCAAUAAUAAUACUAACAAUAAACACAAUAAUAAUCAAAAUAAGCAGAAUAAUAAUAAUAACAAAAAACACUAUCAUAAUAACAAUAAUAUACACAAUAAUAAUAAUAAUAAGAAGAAUAAUAAUAUCAAUAAACACUAACAUAAUAACAACAAUAUACACAAUAAUAAUCAAAAUAAGCAGAAUAAUAAUAAUAUCAAUAAACCCCAUCAUAAUAACUACAAUAUCCCCAAUAAUAAUACUAACAAUAAACACAAUAAUAAUAAAAAUAAGCAGAAUAAUAAUAUCAAUAAACACUAACAUAAUAACAACAAUAUCCACAAUAAUAAUAAAAAUAAGAAGAAUAAUAAUAUCAAUAAACACUAACAUAAUAACAACAAUAUACACAAUAAUAAUCAAAAUAAGUAGAAUAAUAAUAAUAUCAAUAAACCCCAUCAUAAUAACUACAAUAUCCCCAAUAAUAAUAAUAACAAUAAACACAAUAAUAAUCAAAAUAAGCAGAAUAAUAAUAAUAACAAUAAACACUAUAAUAAUAACUACAAUAUCCCCAAUAAUAAUACUAACUAUAAACACAAUAAUAAUCAAAAUAAGCAGAAUAAUAUUAAUAACAAUAAACACUAUAAUAAUAACUACAAUAUCCCCAAUAAUAAUACUAACAAUAAACACAAUAAUAAUCAAAAUAAGCAGAAUAAUAUUAAUAACAAUAAACACUAUAAUAAUAACUACAAUAUCCCCAAUAAUAAUACUAACAAUAAACACAUUAAUAAUAAAAAUAAGCAGAAUAAUAAUAUCAAUAAACACUAACAUAAUAACAACAAUAUCCACAAUAAUAAUAAAAAUAAGAAGAAUAAUAAUAUCAAUAAACACUAACAUAAUAACAACAAUAUACACCAUAAUAAUAAAAAUAAGAAGAAUAAUAAUAUCAAUAAACACUAACAUAAUAACAACAAUAUGCACAAUAAUAAUCAAAAUAAGUAGAAUAAUAAUAAUAUCAAUAAACACUAUCAUAAUAACAACAAUAUACACAAUAAUAAUAAUAACAAUAAACACAAUAAUAAUAAAAAUAAGCAGAAUAAUAAUAUCAAUAAACACUAACGUAAUAACAACAAUAUACACAAUAAUAAUCAAAAUAAGCAGAAUAAUAAUAAUAUCAAUAAACACUAUCAUAAUAACAACAAUAUACACAAUAAGAAUAAUAACAUUAAACACAAUAAUAAUAAAAAUAAACAGAAUAAUAUUAAUAACAAUAAACACUAUAAUAAUAACUACAAUAUCCCCAAUAAUAAUACUAACAAUAAACACAAUAAUAAUAAAAAUAAGCAGAAUAAUAAUAUCAAUAAACACUAACAUAAUAACAACAAUAUACACAAUAAUAAUCAAAAUAAGCAGAAUAAUAAUAAUAUCAAUAAACGCUAUCAUAAUAACAACAAUAUACACAAUAAGAAUAACAACAAUAUACACAAUAAUAAUCAAAAUAAGCAGAAUAAUAAUAAUAUCAAUAAACACUAUCAUAAUAACAACAAUAUACACAAUAAGAAUAAUAACAAUAAACACAAUAAUAAUCAAAAUAAGCAGAAUAAUAAUCAUAAUAAACACUAUCAUAAUCACAACAUUAAACACAAUAAUAAUCAUAAUAAAUAUCAUAAAAACAUGGAUCAUUAGAUGCUGAUUAAUAAUAACUAAAUAAUAAUAUUUAUAUUAAUUAAUAAUUAAUAUAAAAUAGUCCUAAUACGAACUUUAAUAAUUAAAAUCCACAAUAAGAUUCUCCAGGUUAAGUUAAUGUCAAUUAGGCACUUUAAUUUGAUCAGCAACCAUUGUCGCCACAUUAACAAAUAGAGCCAAAUUAAAAAUCUUAAUAGCAAUAAAAAUAAAAAUCAUAAGUAAUUCCAAUUGAAAAACAGUAAAUAUAUUUAAAUAGACUUUAGAAUUAAAUAAAUUAAGGACUCUAUUGUGAUUCUAAAACACAUGACCCUUUACUUUGAUCCUUUUGGAGAAUACAUAACAUAUAUAUAUCAUCACCCAAUAUAAUUUAGUGGUAGUAUAAGAAAAUCUUAGAGUACAUCAACCAAAAAAUUCAGUAAUUCUGGAUAUAAAUGGACCAGUGUUCAUUAAAAUAAGUAUGAAUAUGCAGAACUUGAUGAAUAUAGCUUUGGAAUAAAAUGGGAAGGAGGUAAUGAAAGUCUAUUAAAAAUGAAAUAAUAAUGAAAAUUUUAUAAUAUGGAAC